CAUCCCUCAGCAGGAAGAUGGAUGACUUUCGGGAGCGGUUGUCCCGGCGCCCCCAGCUCGCUAUAGGGAGACGUCAGAGCGCUCCGGUCUGCUGUGGAGGAGCCCCCAGCCCCCCCUCGUCAGGGCUUUCUUAUAAAAUCGGGGCCUGGUGGAGGCUGCAGCAGUGGCGCGGGCGGCGGCGGCGGCACAGCUUCUCCGAGGUCCUGGUCCAGCGGUCACUCGUCCUCGGGGACGGAGCGCUCUCCACCCAGCCUCGCCGCGCGCUCCAAGGGCUUCCUUCCAGGACCAUGCGCGGCCGCGAGCUGCCGCUGGUUCUGCUGGCGCUGGUCCUCUGCCAAGCGCCUCGGGGGCCGGCCGCCCCGGUGCCGGAGGCCAGAGAGACCGUGCUGGCCAAGAUGUACCCGCGCGGCAACCACUGGGCGGUAGGGCACUUGAUGGGGAAAAAGAGCACAGGAGAGACCCCGUAUGUUUACAAAGGAGGGAGCUUGAAGCAGCAGCUGCCGGAGUACAUUUUGUGGGAAGAAGCUGCGAGGAAUUUGCUCAGCCUCAUAGAAGCAAAGGGGACCAGGAGCCAUCAGUCACCUCCAAGGGGAGCCCCUGGGUAUUCGCCAGUGUACUUGGGAUUCCAAGAUUAGCAGCAACUUUAAAGAGGUUCUGAACAUGAAGGAAGGAACUCCCAGCUGAACUGACAAUGACAAUGACAGCCUCUCUCAAGCAAAACAAAACCCUGAAGAGACUGCGUUCCAAGGGUAUCAAUUCAACGGGAUCAUUAACAAGAUUUCGUGUGUGCAAAAUACUUAACUAUUCUUGUACCUUUCAACCUUGACUAAAUUCAUGAUUUCCAAGCAGCAUCGUCUGCUUUGAACUUGUUUUGUUGUGGGUAAUUGUCUGUUAAGAGUCUUCCAACUGAUGCUUUUCACAUCUAGGCUAUGUGUCAAUUACAUUCCAGUCCUCGACCUGCUACCAUUCACAAUAAAAGCUUAAACACAUUGUCCAGGGCAGGUAGUUCUCUUAUUUCAAUUCCAAAUGAGAGGACAGUGUGGCAGAGAUUAAGAAAUAGCUUGAUAAUUAACUUGUGUGCUCAUUGAUGAAGGCAGGCUGUUCUCCCCUCUGAAGACCCCUUCCUGAAUCCUUGUUGUGACUUACAGCCUUUCUAGAGGCUACUGUUAGAAGCUUACUCUCUCUAUCAUUACCAUUAGAUGCACUACGUUGAAAGUAGGGGCCUCGUUCAUCACUUAAUAGUUCCCAUUUCUUCAGCCCUAACCGUGACCAGAUAUUUUCCUGAUGUGAUUGGUAUUCUCCUCAUAACAGUUUGACGAGCUGAGAAUAAACAUUCUUGCUUAAAGAAGGAAACAGAGGGUUAGAGAGGUCAAGUGACUUGCCCAAGGUCACAUAGUAGGUGGAACUGGGAUUCAAACAUCCAAAGAUUGCUCUGCAGCAUUUAACACUUUCUACAUUGCCUAAUUUUAAGUCUCCCUUUCAGUAUAUUUAAAUAGAACCAUUUCUUCAAAAUUUCAUUUUCAGUCUUGGAGGAGAAGUAGUUUCCACAGCCAGAUUUAGUCUGAUCCACGGCAAAAGGCGACAAUGAUUUCAAGAGAUUCCCUUCCACUUUCGGAGAACAUGGCCUAGUAGUUUGUAACAACACUCACUAAUUCCAUUUUUAUCAUGACAUUCACACGUUUACAGACUUUAAAGCUUCGUGCCAUAUGCUUUGAUUUCCUUCAUUUAGAGAAAUCACAUUUGAAACAGUAAAGAGA
Molecule: messenger RNA, 1757 nt
Organism: Hipposideros armiger (great roundleaf bat)
Lineage: Eukaryota; Metazoa; Chordata; Mammalia; Chiroptera; Hipposideridae
Gene: GRP
Product: gastrin releasing peptide
Exons: 3
Coding region: 18-635 (205 amino acids)
Biological process (GO): neuropeptide signaling pathway
Molecular function (GO): neuropeptide hormone activity
Source: RefSeq, a predicted model, not a curated record